AAGUAUACUCAAAAAACAAAAAAGAAAAAUCCGUUUGGGAACCGAAAGAAUCAUUUCGUUUGUGAACUGAGCCAAAUGACUUGGAUCCUAGAAAAGAGCCGGAUUCCCCCAUCUCUGAUGUCAGCAGGCCGUAAUGUGACGAGAAAAAGCUGCGCAACAAACGAUGGCGGUGUCUCAACCGAGGGUGGAGAAAGACAGCGAGGAUUGCUCUCUUUUGCCUUUAGUUCACGAUGUUAUCAAAUGCAUGGACAAGGAUAAGGAUGGCCAGGAUGUUCAUCAAGAGCUGAUGAAGCUGAAAACAAAGAUUCAGAAAGCUAGGGAGCAAAUCUCCAACAUGCCUGGGAUAGACAGCAGCCCACAGGAGCAGCAGCAGCAGCUGGCCACUCUGAGAGAGCAGGUGCGCACCAAGAACCAACUGCUUCAGAAAUACAAAAGCCUAUGCAUGUUCGAUGUCCCCAAAGCAUCAUAAAACUAGUUAGGUUGGACUGGACUUCACAAACUGGAGGGAAAAAUGAAUUGAAACUCAUGCUCUUCAAGGACAUGGCAUACAUGGGAUAUUUUUUCCUGCAGUGCACAACCAUUUUGAGGAUCAUUUGUUAUUUUAUUAUUUUUGGAUGUGUUUGAUUCUGUAGAUUUUGUUUGGAUUUUCCAAUCUUGUUUUUGUUUGUAUUAAAACAAUUUUGAAAACCUUAUCUAGAUGUUGUUAUUAACACAAUUUACUACCACUUAUGAGUUGCUGUUUAUGUUAAACAAAUCCACUGUUGGCACAAAAUUAAAGUGCCUAAAUGUUAAGGAAGGCAGUGAACCUGUUUUUAAAGAAAUAUAAAUUCUGUCUUUAACAUAUUGUAAUCUUAAGACUGAAGAUUUCUUUUUUUUUUUUUAAAAAGUGGAAAGAACGGGAUGAAAUAGUACAUAAUAUAUUGUGUUAUGCAUGAAAUUAAUCACAAGAGAAACAAGAGGCUAAAAAU
Messenger RNA from Gambusia affinis (western mosquitofish), 968 nucleotides. RefSeq names its product mediator complex subunit 9 (gene med9). Gene Ontology annotation, cellular component: mediator complex. The transcript is spliced from 2 exons. The record is from RefSeq and is a predicted model, not a curated record. Gene Ontology annotation, biological process: regulation of transcription by RNA polymerase II. The coding region runs from base 164 to 469 and encodes 101 amino acids. NCBI's taxonomy places the organism in Eukaryota, Metazoa, Chordata, Actinopteri, Cyprinodontiformes, Poeciliidae. Gene Ontology annotation, molecular function: transcription coregulator activity.